Messenger RNA from Cicer arietinum (chickpea), 1910 nucleotides. Its product is annotated as protein CHLOROPLAST IMPORT APPARATUS 2-like. Gene Ontology annotation, cellular component: nucleus. The record is from RefSeq and is a predicted model, not a curated record. Gene Ontology annotation, biological process: regulation of DNA-templated transcription. Lineage: Eukaryota; Viridiplantae; Streptophyta; Magnoliopsida; Fabales; Fabaceae. Gene Ontology annotation, molecular function: protein binding.
AGAAAAACUGAAAAAGAGGUUAAUGAGAGCAGGAGUCCCCACAUUCGGAAUAGCACAGAAACUGUCUCUUCCUUCGUUCUCAUUCUCAUCUUACUAACAACAAACCUCCUCUCUCUCUGCAAGUGUGUGUGACACAGUCGGUGGUGGCCUUAUUCCUCCUCUCUCUCUCUCUCUCUCUGUGUCAGUCUUGCCUAUAUCUACAGCCGGACCUUUCUCUUUUCUCUUUCCUCUCCCAUCCGUGACUUCUCUUUCUCUCUCUUCAUCUCACUUAUAAUUAACACUUCUCUUUUCUUCUUCAAUUCAUUGGCCACCUUCCCUUUCUUUCUAGUACUUUCCUUUCUCGGCCAACACCAAUUUCGGAGUUUUUUCUUUCUGCCACUUUGCAAUGCUCUCUUUCUAUUUUACUAUACUCUCUUCUCUUUUCAACUUCUUUUCCUAAACUAAAACUCUUGGCUUUUUCCUCACUUCUUUUUUUAAUUAUUUCUUGUACUUUCUGGGUUUAGGGUUUUUCUUUGUACCUUUUUUCUGAGCCCCUUCUCCUUUCCAAAUCCCAAUUUGUUGUUUCCACAUGUUCAAUUUACCUAAUUAGAAUACAACUAUGUCUUCGUGUUUGAGUGGAACAGGGGGAAGAACCUACGGUCUAGAUUUAGAUAUAGUUAAAUCUCCACCAUGUUCAUGGAGUCGAACAUCACAAACACAAACCUCUUCUUCUCCUUCCUCAACCAUCUCAGAAUCAACCAAUUCACCACUCACAAUCUCCACCACAAAACCAAGAACCCCUCGAAAACGACCCAACCAAACCUACAACGAAGCCGCAACACUCCUUUCAACAGCUUACCCGAACCUAUUCUCCAACCCAAACCUAAAAUCACACACCAAUCAUAGCAACAAUAAUAAAUUCACUAAACUACCAUCAUCAGAAAAAACGUACGAAUCAGAUUCCUCACAACUUCUUUUACCUUUCAGAGUUUUCGACACGUCAUCAUCUUUUUUACUUCACGGCCCACUCCAAAAUCACAGACCCAAUUUCCCGUCUGAGCCCAAACCGGUCAAACCGUGUCACUGUCAGAGUCCCGGAGAGAUAAGUUCAAUGGUCAAUUCCCUCGAAUUGAACGAUGAUAUUGAUUUCGACACUGAAUCCAUUCUCGACGAAGAAAUCGAACAAGGAAUCGAUAGUAUCAUGGGAAGUACAGUCCAAGAAGAGGAAGAUUCUAACGCCGUUUCUUCUCAUCAUCCAUGGAUUGGUUUUGGCGGGAAAUUCGAUUUCCGAUUAGGUUUACAGAGAACUGGUGUGAGAGCUCUUCGUCAUGUUGAUGAAGGAAAUUGGUGGAAUUUUCCUGCUGUUGAUAUUCUUAAAAUUUCGCCGAAAAUUUGCAGUGUCGGUGAGAAAUCGGCGGCGCCGGUGACGGACAAGAAGAAAAAGAAGAAGGUUGUUACGGUGGAGAAACACAACGAGGAGUUGUUGAAAGAAACGGAAUUGCCAAAAAGGAAAACCGGUUUGUUGUUGAAAUUGAAUUACGAAGGCGUUCGGAAUGCUUGGUCUGAUAAAGGAACACCGUUCGCUGACGACAGUCCUAUCUCCGACGCACCGGGAAAUGACGUCAAUGCACGGCUGUCACAAAUUGAUUUGUUGUGGGACAAUGGAGUUGGAGGUGUGAGAGAAGCUAGCGUGCUACGUUACAAAGAAAAACGGCGUACGCGUCUCUUCUCUAAGAAGAUCAGAUAUCAGGUCAGAAAAGUCAACGCAGAUCGACGGCCAAGAAUGAAGGGGCGAUUUGUUAGGAGGCUGAAUGCUAGCUAAAACGCACACAGAUGAUAUACAGUAUAUGUAGUAGCAGUAGAUCACAUGGUUUUUUGGGAUUUCAAUAAAAAUAAUAAUAAUCAUAAUAAAAAGCAGUUUUUUUUUUAUA